This is a messenger RNA of Colletotrichum lupini, 6642 nucleotides long. RefSeq lists its product as uncharacterized. The coding region runs from base 1 to 6642 and encodes 2213 amino acids. NCBI's taxonomy places the organism in Eukaryota, Fungi, Ascomycota, Sordariomycetes, Glomerellales, Glomerellaceae. The transcript has 26 exons. Gene Ontology annotation, cellular component: Rpd3S complex. Gene Ontology annotation, biological process: regulation of transcription by RNA polymerase II. The record is from RefSeq and is a predicted model, not a curated record.
AUGCGCAAGGCGGUUUUAAGCGAUGCGACGUAUGCACAAAAUUCCCCACCAAAGGUACUUGAUGGUACUGGCACCCACAAACAGCAACGAGCCCCUCCUUUCCCCGCCCUGAAAAUCGACGUAUUUGUCGUCAAAAUACUUACGCCCGACACACCAACUUUGCAUUGCAUCUCUUCUCACGUUCAGUCCUUCGAGUUCUGGACCGGUGCAUCGCUAUCUCUGAGAUAUCACUUUCAUUUUCUAGUCAAUUACCCCAGAAAAUACCGCCAUCAUGUCGGAGGAGAUCGUGCCUGCCUUUUCUCGCACGUUUUUGCUGGUCCCGGUUGCUGUCGCUGGUCCCGGUGCUGCAUUUGCGUCACAUACCAAAACAGCCCACGCAGCUACCCCGCCACCACCCGAAAUACACCACAAACGCACACCAUGCUAUCCAAAGCAGAUGCCCUUGUCUCAAGGGACUCGACGAGGCUCAACGAGACUCGAGGACGACUCGAGCUGCACUACACCCUCAACAACCCCGAUACUCUCACCAAGUACAAGACCGCCGCUCAGAUCUCUGAGAAGGUCUUGGCUGCGGUUGCCGAGCUCAUCAAGCCUGGCGAGAAGAUCGUCACCAUCUGCGAGAAGGGUGACAAGCUCAUCGAGGAGGAGCUCGCCAAGGUCUACCGUGGAAAGAAGGUCAACAAGGGUUUCUCCCACCCUACCACCAUCUCCCCGGCUUCCUUCGUGACCCCCUACACUCCCCUCACUACCGAUGAGGCCGAGGCUGCCACUGAGAUCAAGGAGGGCGAGCCCAUCAAGAUCCAGCUUGGUGCUCAGAUUGACGGCUUCGGCUCCAUUGUCUGCGACACCGUCGUCGCCGGUGAGAUCACUGGCCGCACCGCCGACCUGGUUCUCGCCAACUACUACGCCAAUGAGCUCCUCCUCCGCUUGAUGCUCCCCCCCGGUCUGCUCGCUUCCGGCACCGACGAGGAGAAGGCCAAGGCUGCUGCUGCCAAGGCACCCACCCAGGCCAAGAUCACCAGCCUGCUCGAGAAGGUCGUCAAGUCCUACGACUGCAACCUGGUUGAGAGCACCACCUCAUGGCUCUUUGAGCGCAACGAGAUCGAGGGCAAGAAGAAGAUUGUCCUUGCACCCGCCGAGGGCACCAAGGGCGAUGGCACUCCCGAGAUCGGUGAGGUCUGGGGUGUCGAGAUGGGCGUGAGCUUGGGCGCUGGCAAGGUCAAGACCUUGGAGUCAAGAACUACUCUGCACCGUCGCACCACCACCAACUACGGCCUCAAGCGCCCUACUUCCCGCAAGAUCCUCUCCGAGGUCCAGAAGAAGUUCGGAACCUUCCCCUUCAGCUUGCGCCAGCUCGAUGACGAGCGCGAUGCCAAGUCUGGUGUCGUUGAGUGCGUGCGUGGCAAUGUCUUCCGCGCCUACGAGGUUGUUGGCGACAAGGACAACUCCCCCGUCGCCCGCUACCUGUCGACGAUUGCCAUCACCAAGAACGGUAUCACCAAGCUCGGUGCGCCGCCCGCUCUUGACCUUGAGAAGGUCAAGUCGGACAAGAAGAUUGAGGAUGAGGAGAUUCUCAAGAUCCUUGAGCAGCCCCUGUCCAGAAAUACCGGAAAGAGCAAGAAGAACAAGAAGAAGAAGAAGCCGGCCAAGAAGGCUGCUGCUGCGGGCGGCGAGGAGGAGGAGGAGAGCGAUGAGGAGGGGCGGCCCGAUUUUACGCCCACAAUUUUUGUCGAUGAGGCCGGAAACAGGAACGCUCGCUCUGCUUAUCCGACGCCAAAAAACUUCAGCCAGCCGCCACUGCAGCCCGGGUCGUCACCUCAGUCGUCCUACCAGGAGGCACAGCAGGAAAAAGCAGCGAGCAGCGUAGCUAGGACUCAACAGCCGCUCACUGAUUCAUCCAACAGAAGGUGUUGGACUGAAUGGAAGCCUGAACUGGCGGCAAGCCCGACAAAGACAAUGAAAGUCAUCCAUCUACUCCGUACCUGCACGCGCUACGCAUCCUUGAGCAUGCCUGACCUUCUUCCCCUGAGUGCAACUCAACUUAAUGAGAGCGAGACGACAGGGGUAUUAAUGUCUCGAUGGGACGAUGAGACGGAGCACGCCAGGUCCCAGGAGACGCCGUCGGCCGGGGGAAGAAGAGGUCUCCGGUUUCCCGUCCUCGCCGGGGCCCUGGUCGUCGUCGAUACGGCAGAACUUAGAAGACCCGCCAGAUACCCAGAUGGCGGGUGCCCAGCCCCUGGUGAUGGAAGGGCCAAUAGUGAGCUUGGCCGAUGUUGUGGCACUGAACCACAGGUUCCCAACAGCGCUGUGACCUGCACCCGCCCCCCCUGCCCACCACCUGUACUCGCCUUGAGUGCCUUGAAUGCCGCCGUGUGCCCGCCUAAGGUAGACGCCCGUGGCUGCUCAAAGGCACCCGAGGCAGGGAAGGACUUCACACCCUUUCUUCUCCCAUCCCUCCUUUUCCUAAAGUCAUUCGCGUCGCAAGCGUCCGACUCGGAGCGUUUGCCCGUCUGGUCCAAGGCAAGGAGGUCAGGGGCCCUCGAGAGCCCAGUUGCCAUGAUGCCCACGAGUACGAGAGCCACGCGGUCGCGCUUUUCCAGCCCGCAUCAGCACGCCAACGGAGGAGGAGUAUCGGAACCUGUCAAGAAGAGCAAUGGAGCAAGCGAGGCCUCGAGGACCUUCAUGCAGAAAUGGUUGGAGCCUACGGUGCAGAGCAAGCCGAGCUUCGAGGAGGCUGGAUUGAUGCGAUACGGCGUCACCGAGAACAUGGCGCCCCUGGGCACGCUGCCAAAGGGACCACAGGCCAAAAAGCCGGGUCAGGAAGUCGCGAAUCCCGUCAGGAAGAUUAUCCUCAAGUCGAGCUCAGCAAGUUCUGCUGUCGCUGCUGCUGCAAAGGCGGCGGCGGCGGCAGCGGCGGCAGCAGCUGAUGAGGCAGAUGCGUCUUCCAUGGCAAAUCGCUCAGAGACACCGACACCGACACCCCCUCCGCGCCUGCCUACUCCUCCAGCCAACGCUCAAAAGGCGACCAGAAAAUCUCUUCCCGCACGUGGUCUGGACGACGACGACGAAGACGAGGACUACACGCCCAAGGCAGCCGCAGGAAAGAGCCAGGGCCGUCGUGCAUCUGCCUCCAUCUCACGCAAGAGUGUGUCGCGCUCAUCGGUAGGACGCCGUGCAUCAGCUUCACUUCAUCAAAUGGCUCCCUCGAGCGACGCCGUGCAGCCUUCAGAAUCGACGCCCGAGAACAAGGACGUCGUCGAGAGGGCUGUGGAGGUCGCAAUCGACGAGGCGCUCCGGCAUUACCGCUAUCCCACUGCGUGGGCACUCCGGACCCUCUACGACGAAAAUUCUUCUAACCUGGUCUUCCUCUCCAUGUUUGAGGACGUUUACCACCAAACAGCCGACGAAGACACCCUCGACGAAUUUUCUCGCCUUAUUGAGGAGAAGAAGCGAGAAGGCAAGAAGGACAAUCAGGCUUGCUACUUUUUUGUGCCCCCUUCCACCAACUCGCGCUUCACCCCCCACAAGCCAAAGCCUGCGCCCUACAGCAAUCUUCUCUCUCUCGACCUCUCAAAAUCGGACGACGAAGACGACGAUAUGCCUCAAGUUACCCCGACAAAAAAGGCUAGGAAGCGCAGGGAGAUUCCGGAAUCACCCAUGGGCAUGAGCGUCGACGACGAAGAAGACGACGACACUACUUUACUGGCGGCGGAAACCACCAUCGCGACCAUGACCCCGUCACGCAAGCGUGCCCGAAGAGAUUCUGCAAGCAGCGACUCGUCCUUGUCAGAGCUCUCUGCAUCUCCGUCUCUGCCACCCGACUCGCCUUCGCCCAGCUCUCCGCCCGUUUCCGUGGCUGUUCAAGGCGAUAGCCACAGUCGCCGUCACAGUGCCACGACGGCUGCCACGGCUGCUGGGGCCGACCCCGAGACCACCUUGACCAGCGCACCACCGCCAGCCGAUCCACAGCCAAUGAAGAGACGCGGCAGAUCCCUUGCUGCUAAGGCGAGCGUGUCUGACGCAUCCAACCCAAACUCACCCACCCUCCCCCCAAACGUAUCUCAAGCUGCAGGGGCUAGCAACAUGCCUGGUCGACUUUCUUCGCCCAUUUUCCCCAACCUUUCGACGACAGCAGCACCCUCAAAGGCGAAUGGCAAGAAGAACGCCAACAAGGACAAGACUCCUCGCGUACUGCCCAGCGACGAUGCAACCACCCUGCGGAGGAGAGAUGCACGCGAUAGCACAGUUAGCCAGACGCCCCAGCCUGAGAGCCAUAUUCGCGGUUCCGACAUGAGAAGCAGGGCUGGAUCUAUGGCCGCAUCUUCGCCAGCAGUAAAUCUGCGCAAGUCGGCAAGAACACCAGCGCCGAGCUCGAAUCUGCCUGUGAAUCUGACCCUGAGCACGAGAACGACGAGAUCAGCAAAGAGGACGCACGACGAGAUCGACAAUACGAGCUCGCCGACUGCGCCGUCAAUCCUCGGAGAGGUGACGCCCGCCACGAGCUCUAGGGCUGCGACACCGACGAACCUGCGCCCUACGAAGAAGCAACGGACUGGCUUGCUCGAGGGCGCCAGUGAUGAGUGGCGCGAGCCUGGCAGCGUCGCACCGAAGCAUCCUCGUCUCUGUCAUCAUCCACCCAUGAAGAAGAAGGGAGGCACUGCGGCUGGACUACCUCGUGCCAGCGGUGAGGGCGGUGCAGUUGCCGCCAACGGCGGUGGCCCAAUCAACCAGCAGCACGGAGCUGCGGUCAUUUUCAUCGAUGCCGCACCCUUACUGUUGCGUACGGGGAGCGAGGAGAUGAUGGGGCCGGGCGAGGGUCGGCGAAUGGUGAGGGCAUGGUUUUCGGGGGCCAAGGCGCACAUCCCGAGGGAUACUGAGUUUAGCGGCCAGUCCCGACCUCCCAUUUUUCCCGGCCAGCCUGCACCCACACUCCUACUCAUUUCCCCAUGCAGUGGCGUUGGAGAGCUGGUCUGCUGCGAGAACUGCUCCAGGUCAUUCCAUUUCGAGUGUGUCGACCUGGGGCUGGGCGACACUCUCCCCGAGGAAUGGUUUUGCAACGUCUGUUUCAGCAGCAGAUACCCCACCAGGGUGCCCGAACACAAGGGUCCCUUUGGCGGUUUGAUGAACACUCUGGAGAAAACUAAUCCUCGAGCCUACAAGCUGCCGCAAGGCGUGCGUGUGUAUUUCGAGGGCGUCAAGGUCGGCCCUGAAGGCGAGUACGAGGAUGUGGUAGUGCCCGCUAAGCCAAAGAAGAAGGGCUAUGAGGAAGCUCCAGACUUCUUCAAGGUUCGAGAAACUGACGGAUCUGCUGUGCUAUGCCACAAUUGCCAACACCCGACCGCCGACAAUCGAGCCAUCAUUCCCUGCAGCCUCUGCGGGCUUCACUGGCAUCUGGAUUGCCUCGAUCCCCCGCUGGCAAUCCCGCCUGUGGUGCGAACAUGGCGUUGCCCUGCGCAUGCAGACGACCUGUUAGCUACAUUGCCAGAGGAGCUUGCCCCAGCUCACCGCUUCCGGAAGAUCAAAGGCGCCCCGGUCAUCGUUCCUGCCUUCAGCCGCGGCAUGAAAAACAAUGGCUUCAUUGAGAUUGAUGAUGAAGAAUCCGAGGAUGAAAAUUCGGGUUGGAGCGAUGUCAAGACCUUCGGUCGCGUCUACAAGCUGUCUUCCAAGGGCGUUGUCCUCGAUUUCAUUUCUCAGCUUCGGAAGGAUGGCGCUGGUCACAUCAAAGGCUCGACGGCUUCAAACACCGUCCAGGCGCCGCCAGUCAGCGAGCCCAUGAGUGCUCGUUCACGUGUUGAGCAGCAAGCAGUGCUGAACUUGGUCGAAUUGGCCUCCACUCAACCCACUACCAAGCUUGACGAGCUCACAGAGGCAUUGCUAACAAACGCCGAGCCAGCUAUGCUCUCGCUCAUGGCUCGUGGCAGUGUCAAUAACUUUGCCAGCGGAGAUCUAAAUGUUACCGAUAAGCAGAGUCUCCGCGCAAUGCUAGCUCAGAUGGAAGCCAUGACUGGUCGCAUCAAAGGCUUGCUUGGAGACGACCAAAGAGACAGCGGUGUUUCUGGUAUGGGCAUCGAGGCCGAUCAAACGGCGAUCGACUGUGACCAUACCAACGGCACUGUCAGCACCGGAGACGACGCAGCCUCGAUAAAAAAUGAGUCCGUGGAGCCCCCUGCCGACCUACCUACGCCAGCGACUACGACCCAAGAUAACCCGGAGCCGAUCAACAGCCUGGGCGAGAAGUCUUCGCAGGAGGUCCCCAACGACGCGAACGAAGAUGAUGGUGGUGUUGAGACGCUAAUUGGAAGUGGAUGGUUCGCCUCACACGACCCCCACACGGAUCUGGAGUUUGGGAGGGCUCAAAACGAAGCAGCGAGCAAGCGCAAAGAAAGACCGGCUUCGAGCGACCCGACAAAGCAAGCUCGCAUAGUCAUUCAUGGCUUUGUAGCCAUGGAGAGUGCAAACUGGAUUGGCCGAAGCACGAAUGGUGUGAAGGCCAGCUUUUUGUACCUCACUUUCCUAUUCACCUUUCCCUCCAAUUUUCUUUUCCCCUUACUGGAAUUCCCUCACACCCUGCCUCAAUCUUUUGUCAUUUAUGAAGAAAAUCGAUACACCUAUCUCUACGAGCAUGGGCUUGCGCUCCUUUGA